Oncorhynchus mykiss (rainbow trout) is the source of this 3386-nucleotide messenger RNA. The record is from RefSeq and is a predicted model, not a curated record. Lineage: Eukaryota; Metazoa; Chordata; Actinopteri; Salmoniformes; Salmonidae.
AUAAAGAAAAAAAUACAAAACAUUUUUGUUUGUUUUUUAAAAUCUUACAUGACAUUUACAUAUGAAAAUGUACACAACAUAUUUAAUAACUUACAAAUGCUUCAAUUGCAUAAAAAUAUAAUCUCUUUACGAAAGGUUUGAAUAUAUAUAUAUACAUCUACAUUGGCUCUGAAUUUGAUUUUUAUUAGGAGAACUUCUGCUUUAUACAGUGAAUUGCAUUCUAAACUAGCUACUGAUUUGUACAGUGAAUUGCAUUCUAAACUAGCUACUGAUUUGUACAGUGAAUUGCCAUCUAAACUAGUUACCAAUUUGUACACUGAAUUGCAUUCUAAACUUGUUUGAAGUCUUCGACUUUAAGACAAAAGUUUCAACAUAGACCAGAUGUUUUUUUUUUCCAUUGUUGUCAAUAAGAAAUGUGAGAUUGUGAUAUGACAUAUUGAUAAAACAAAAGACAUUUGCCAAAGAGAAUAUGCCAUCAAGUAUCAAAACUGUAUAAAUGUACAAAAAAAAACAACAACAACAACAACAACCAAAUGUUAGUGCGAUGACAAGAUAAGAGACACAUGGUAGAGGCAGCAGCGAGGCGAUACUACGACGUGAUCCUCUUUGGCAGACAUGCACGAGUACGAGCUGCGUUCAGCACGUCUCUUCAACAUGAGGAAGGCCGACAGAAAAUACAGUACAUCAACGUCCCAGUGUGGCACCCUAUUUCCCUACGUAGUGCACUACUUCUGAACAGGGCCCCACAGAGUUCUGGGCAAAAGUAGGGCACUAAAAUAGGGAUUAGGGUGCCAUUUGGGAAACAUUCUAAAUCAACCCCCCUCCACACACUGGUGUGUUACUGAUGAAAUUAUAAUUCUGGUUUCUUUAACACUAUGCCUAUACAAUACUUGACAAGGCACUGUCAGGAUUUAUUUAAUGAUUUUACAAUGUUCCUUAUUCCGGUAAUGCACGAAACAGGCACGUAAAACGACGAGAUAUUGACGACAAUGGCAACCGAUUUCAAACGGCUGCAAAAUAUAUAUAUAUACAGGAAUGUGAAUGGAGGCCGAUGAUCCUAGACUCUUAAAGAUAAAAAAAAAAGUUGCAAUCUAGAAUUACAGAAGGGUUCUUUGGCUGUCCCCGUAGGAGAACCCAGUGCAGAAGCCUUCUGGGUAAUUUUUUUGGGGGGGGGUUUCAUGUAGAAGAACAGCUGAAGAAGCCCUAUGGAGCAUUUUCAUUCUAAGACUGUACUGUUACAGGAAAAACAAGCACCCAUUUAUUCCAGUCAACAUCCAUGGGACAGACACAGAGCAACAUCUACAGUAUGUGUAAUAACUCUCUCAGACUCAUUGGCUAGAGGAUACACACCAAUCUCAAACCCCUCCCCCCCUCCUCCAAAACAAAAUAACUCAACUCAGAAAAAAGGAAAUUCAUGUUCUCUCCAUCACACAAAGAAAAUACUGUACUUUGAUGAUAACAUUUCUCCUUAAAUUCUCAGUCAGGGUAAACACAUGAUACAUCCUUCAGUUCUCAGUCAGGGUAAACACAUGACACAUCCUUCAGUUCUCAGUCAGGGUAAACACAUGACACAUCCUUCAGUUCCCAGUCAGGGUAAACACAUAAGUCCUUCAGUUCUCAGUCAGGGUAAACACAUAAGUCCUUCAGUUCUCAGUCAGGGUAAACACAUAAGUCCUUCAGUUCUCAGUCAGGGUAAACACAUGAUACAUCCUUCAGUUCUCAGUCAGGGUAAACACAUUAUACAUCCUUCAGUUCUCAGUCAGGGUAAACACAUGAUACAUCCUUCAGUUCUCAGUCAGGGUAAACACAUAAGUCCUUCAGUUCUCAGUCAGGGUAAACACAUGAUACAUCCUUCAGUUCUCAGUCAGGGUAAACACAUGAUACAUCCUUCAGUUCUCAGUCAGGGUAAACACAUGACACAUCCUUCAGUUCUCAGUCAGGCUAAACACAUGACACAUCCUUCAGUUCUCAGUCAGGGUAAACACAUGACACAUCCUUCAGUUCUCAGUCAGGGUAAACACAUAAGUCCUUCAGUUCUCAGUCAGGGUAAACACAUGAUACAUCCUUCAGUUCUCAGUCAGGGUAAACACAUGAUACAUCCUUCAGUUCUCAGUCAGGGUAAACACAUGACACAUCCUUCAGUUCUCAGUCAGGGUAAACACAUGACACAUCCUUCAGUUCUCAGUCAAGGUAGACACAUGACACAUCCAAUCUUAAGUAUCAUUGGUGUUGAGAGUGCAUCCAGUACAUUGAUAUUAUAUACACUGACAGUAUUCAAAGAGCGAGACAGCCUUUCUGGUUUCCCUGUCUCUCUCUCUCUCUCUCUGACAUCACACAGUGUGGGUAAAGAACGUGGUUUCCCUGUCUCUCUCUCUCUCUCUCUGACAUCACACAGUGUGGGUAAAGAACGUGGUUUCCCUGUCUCUCUCUCUCUCUGACAUCACACAGUGUGGGUAAAGAACGAGGUUUCCCUGUCUCUCUCUCUCUCUCUCUGACAUCACACAGUGUGGGUAAAGAACGUGGUUUCCCUGUCUCUCUCUCUCUCUCUGACAUCACACAGUGUGGGUAAAGAACGUGGUUUCCCUGUCUCUCUCUCUCUCUCUGACAUCACACAGUGUGGGUAAAGAACGUGGUUUCCCUGUCUCUCUCUCUCUCUCUGACAUCACACAGUGUGGGUAAAGAACGUUGUUUCCCUGUCUCUCUCUCUCUCUCUGACAUCACACAGUGUGGGUAAAGAACGUUGUUUCCCUGUCUCUCUCUCUCUCUCUGACAUCACACAGUGUGGGUAAAGAACGAGGUUUCCCUGUCUCUCUCUCUCUGUCUGACAUCACACAGUGUGGGUAAAGAACGAGGUUUCCCUGUCUCUCUCUCUCAUCACACAGUGUGGGUAAAGAACGAGGUUUCCCUGUCUCUCUCUCUCUCUCUGACAUCACACAGUGUGGGUAAAGAACGAGGUUUCCCUGUCUCUCUCUCUCUCUCUGACAUCACACAGUGUGGGUAAAGAAUGAGGUUUCCCUGUCUCUCUCUCUCUGUCUGACAUCACACAGUGUGGGUAAAGAACGAGACAGCAGAUCACUUUGAUCGACUCACGCUGAGAGGAACUUUUAUGGAUCAAAUUAGAUUCGCUUUAGCCAACAUCCGCGGAGCUGAUGUUCUGACGUGACGGAGGUGGAACUGCUUUGGAGCUGUCAGAUCCACAAGCGGCUCCCGGCAGUACACCUUGUCAUUGGCUGCACAGAGUCUUAUUAAGAGAAAUCCAAAUCAGUCUUGUUUACAAGUUUGAACACUGACAUGUGAGAUAUAAUCUACACCUCGAUAAAGGCUGAUAGAAAUCGUCAUUAUUUAUUAGUUUUUGAUGAUUUUUUAUAAUUUUCAAAAUAACCUAC